AUGUCCCACCCACCCCCACCCCCCAGGUGCAACCCCUUCGACCUGACCAUCAGCAACGCCCACCUGCAGCGCGGCUUCAACAAGAUCUACGACCUGAACCUCGCAGCCGGCCUCAAGCGCAUCUUCUCGGGCCACACCCAGCUCUGGCGCAACGCGCGGCCGCCGCUGCGGCCAGACCUGGUGCCGGCCGCCAAGACCAUCAGAGACUUUGAUGAGGCCAUCACAAUACACAGCUUUGGCUGGCCGUCGGUCGACGAUUACUACGCGGGCUCCAGCAGCGCCCUGCGCAUCCCCAGGGUGACCAUCCCGCUGCUGUGCAUCCAGGCGGCCAACGACCCCAUCGCCCCCGCGGAGGCGAUCCCAUACGACGCCAUACGCGCAAACCCCAACGUUGCCCUCGCGGUCACGCCGACCGGCGGUCACCUCGGAUGGGCGGCAGGCCCUGGGGCGCCGUUUGGGCGGCCGUGGACGGACGGGGCAGUAACGGAGUGGCUUACGAGCGUCAGGAUUGAGCUGCUCAAGCGGCGGGCCGAGGGCGACGGCAACGGCCGCGGCGGCAGCAGCAGCAGCAGUGGCAGCAGCAAGGAAAGCGCGUCCCGCGAGCGGGCGCCUGUGGAGGCGGCGGCGGCGGCGGCGCAGAGCGUGGCUGCUGCGUGCGCUGCAGAGGGGGCGCCGGCUGUUGGCGCCAUGCAGGCGGCUGCUGCAGUGGCCGGCUGGCAGCAGCAGCAGCAGCAGCAGCAGCAGCAGCAGCAGCAGCAGCAGCAGCAGGUGGCAGUGCCCUUGGUGCGGGUGGAAACCGACACAUCCCCUGUAGACAGCGAGAGUGAGAGCGAGCGCGCCGCCACUCGCACCGGCGUGGCAGUGCAGUGGGCCAUCUGA
Messenger RNA from Monoraphidium neglectum, 879 nucleotides. RefSeq lists its product as hypothetical. The record is from RefSeq and is a predicted model, not a curated record. The coding region runs from base 1 to 879 and encodes 292 amino acids. Gene Ontology annotation, molecular function: short-chain carboxylesterase activity; monoacylglycerol lipase activity. The transcript has 2 exons. NCBI's taxonomy places the organism in Eukaryota, Viridiplantae, Chlorophyta, Chlorophyceae, Sphaeropleales, Selenastraceae.